This is a messenger RNA of Onthophagus taurus, 2292 nucleotides long. It is a transcript of the gene Orct, whose product is annotated as Organic cation transporter. Gene Ontology annotation, biological process: transmembrane transport. Gene Ontology annotation, cellular component: membrane. The record is from RefSeq and is a predicted model, not a curated record. Gene Ontology annotation, molecular function: transmembrane transporter activity. Lineage: Eukaryota; Metazoa; Arthropoda; Insecta; Coleoptera; Scarabaeidae.
CAGCGGCACGUGCAACUACUGAAUGACCAACCUCUUUUCCUAAAAUAUUGAUCCGCCGCUUGGACAACUUUACAAGUUUCUGGCUUCAAAACCACACGUUGCCGCUCUGCCCGUUUUUAAGAACCAUUCAUGUGCUGAUGUAGUGGCAUGUGGUCAUAAAUUUUGCGUUUAUAAGUAAAUUAAAAUAUAUAAUUAAUUAAUAAUGGGUUACGAUGAUGUUAUACCACUUUUGGGCGACUUCGGGCGAUACCAAAGAAGAAUAUACUUCCUAAUAUGUAUACCUGCCAUUUUAUGUGCCUUCCACAAAUUAGCCAACGUUUUUUUACAUGCCAAAGUGGACCACAGAUGUUUAUUACCAUCGGAAUUUCCAAACGCAACAUACAUCUUAGAUUUAAAUACAACACAAGAAUACUACCCUUGGGACAAUUUAAACUCAAAAUAUUCAAAUUGUUCCAUGUUGGUGAAUGGAACCGAACAAAGUUGUAAUAAAUAUGUUUAUGAUACAAGAAAAUAUGAAAGCAGUAUUGUGAUGGAAUGGCAAUUGGUGUGUUCCGCGGCUUAUAAGCGAGCAACUACCGAUUCUGUUUUUAUGAUUGGUGUUAUGUUGGGUUCUAUUGGAUUUGGCGAACUAUCAGAUAGAUAUGGCCGAAAGAUAAUAUUUUUUAUAAGUUUGGUGAUUCAAGUAGUUUUUGGGCUUUUAACAGCAGUCGCGCCCGAAUUUUGGACUUAUACAAUAGCUCGAGCGAUUGUUGGAGCAACAACUUCCGGAGUCUUUUUAGUAGCUUAUGUCAUAGCGAUGGAAAUGGUAGGUCCAAAAAAACGUAUGAUAGCAGGUACAGUGUGUCAAAUGUUUUUCUCGUUAGGUUACAUGUUAACGGCGUUAUUCGCUUAUUACAUCCGCGAAUGGAGACAUUUACAAAUCGCUCUCACGGUUCCUGGGAUUGCUUUCUUUUGUUAUUGGUGGUUUAUUCCUGAAUCAACAAGAUGGUUAAUAUCAAAAAACAGAAUUGCAGAAGCCAAAGAUUUAAUAAAAAUUGCUGCCAAAGAAAAUAAAGUGACAAUACCUGAAGAAGAAUUAGAUAGGUUACUUGAAUCUGAUGUUAAAAAAUUAAACGAAGAGCAAGAAAAAAAUAAUACAUCAAAGCCAAGCGUUUUGGAUAUUUUUAAGCAUGCUAAUUUAAGAAAGCGGUCAUUGAUAAUAUUUUUUGAUUGGUUUGCAAACAGUAUGACUUAUUAUGGUUUAUCUUGGAAUACAAGCAACUUAGGAGGAAAUGAUUAUUUAAGCUUUGUAAUAUCAGGUGCUGUUGAAAUUCCUGCUUACACAUUUGUAAUGUUAACAAUCAAUAGAUGGGGAAGAAAAUGUGUUUUAUGCGGAAGUAUGGUUACUGCUGGUAUUGCUUUGUUAAUUACAAUGGCUGUCCCUUCAAGUAGCCAAUGGGGAGUUGUAGCUUUAGCUAUGAUUGGAAAAUUAGCGAUAACUGCUAGUUAUGGCGCGAUUUAUAUUUUUUCAGUGGAACAAUUUCCUACUGUUAUCAGAAACGCUGGAUUAGGAGCUGGCUCUACAUCAGCUAGAGUAGGAUCUGUUCUUGCGCCAGUUAUAAAUAUAAUGUCCGAAUAUUGGCAACCCUUGCCUUUAAUUAUUUUUGGAGCUUUAGCUUUUAUUGGAGGUUGUUUAUCUUUAUUGUUACCAGAAACGUUAAAUAAACAACUUCCCGAAACUAUCGAAGAUGGAGAAAAGUUUGGAAGGGAAGAAAAAGGAACGAAAGACGAAAUAGAAUCAUUAAAUGUAAUAGAAAAAACCAACGGAAUUCCAAAUCAAAAUGGUCAUACAGAAACCAAUAGGAAUUAAUUAAUAUUUAUAAUUAAAUUACUUAAAUUGUUUUAUAAACCAAAAUCUUUAAAGUGAUACAAUUGGUAGUUGGCGAUCUGAAAUUUAACACAUUCAAGGUUAGAAUUUUGUACACAAUAUGAUUUAUAUAAUAUUUAUAUACAUAAAUAAUUAAGUUUACCAACUCAAAAUUAACCCAAAAUACAAUCGCCUUCUCAAGUUUUUAAUUUAUUGAGCUAAUUAAGCUAAAUAUAUAUAUAUUUUUGAUAAUAUCAUGUAACAACAAAGUGUCUAUGGUAAUUAACAGAACUUUGAAUCCAACACAAUAAGCGCCAAAAAAUGCAUUUAUUUAAAGUAUUAUGCUACAUUCUGUAUCUGUAAUCUUCCACUAAGUGUGUUUCUAUUAAAUUGUAAUGUGUAGUAAAAUUUUGUACUUGAAAUAAAGCUUAUAUUUGCAAAAAUUG